AGAAAAAUGAAGAAACAUCAAGUUUCCGGCUCCUGAAUGCUCCACGGGGACACAACAAUGAAAAUAUUAGUGGAUGAAUUAUGAUGCGUUCACGGACUUUGUUUUGGUAACGUCGGGGUUGCAUCAUCUCUGUUCGUACGGGACAAAGUUCCUGUGUGUCAUGUGUACCUGAGGGGUGAUGGGAGUCCUACUAUACUGGCCGAAUAUUGUUGGUUACAUCAGGAUUAGCCUUGUGUUCGCUUCAUGGCUUUUCUACGAGACACCGGCUUUAUUUGUUCCUCUUUACUCAGUCUUCACAUUCCUGGAUGGAGUGGACGGCUGGUUGGCCAGGAGGUUGGGCCAGACCUCCAGACUGGGGGCAUGGCUGGAUGUGGUGGUGGACAACCUGGGCAGAGGCAUGCUGUGGAGCCUGCUGUAUGAGUGGGGUUGGCUGGUGUCUGCUGUGGAGUGGUGUGUGUUUGUGUGUAACCACACCACCAGAGGUGACCAGUGGAAGAGCAGCUUCAGCAGCAGUCCUCGCCUCAUACGAGCCAUCAUGGCAAACGGGUUUCAGACUCCCCUGGGGGUGUGGGUGGUCAGCGGGCUGCACUGCCUCCCUUUGUGGCUGUAUAUGGAUCAGAGGGGUUUACUGUCCGGCUGGUUGGACCUGCCGCUUUGGAUCCAGGUUGUGGGGAUGUUGCUGCUGGCUGCAGGGCGUCUGUUGGCUCUGUCAGCAGAGGCGUGGUGCAUAUGGACACACAUGAAAUGCCUCAUCAGUGAUGAGCCAGAGGAGAAAAGCUGAAGACAACCUGAUUCCUGUUGAGUUUAUUGCUGCUGCAAUAUAAGACUUAAACUGUUAGAGGCUGGAUUGUUAAAAUAAACCACUUAUCAGGCCAUGAAGGUGCUUCCACUACCUACAGACUGACUGCAGACGGCCACUCGUCCAGCAGAGGGACUGCCUUUUCUUCACAUCCAGCAGAAUCAGCUGUCAUAAUGUGCAGAAAUCUGCUAACACAUGUCCAGUUACAUCUGGCAAAAUGGUAGAAACGUAGCUUUAUCAGAAAUGAGUGGUUAUAUCUAAUUCUACUGGACAGGAAAACUUGACUUUUUAAGAUAAGUUUAUAUUGUAUUUUAAUGUUAAGGAGGCAAAUGUGUUUUUAUUUUAAUGGGUUCUGUUUAAUAUUAUUUAAGUAAUUAAUUCAAACAUUUUUUAAUAAUAAAUGUCAUCAUGUUCCCUGCUUUGCAGUGUGUGGUGCUUUGGUGUGUUAAGAAGAUAACACACACAGACUGAUGAGUGGAAAUAUCUGUUCCACGUCACCAUACACAUGUUCUUUCAUCUGAAAAGAAAGAGUUCAUAAAUCAGUAAUUGAUAAACCAUGAAUGGAUCCAUGCUCUCCAUCAUCGUUGUUUCAUACCAACAACGGAGUCAUGAUGUUUAUUAUUUUUGUUUUUAAGCCUCUGUCAUCUGAAAACUAUUUACAAGAGAUUAUCUGUUAUUUCAGUUAGUUUAAUAAAUAAAAUGCCUGUAAAUUCACAUCAUAGUUUUAUAAACCAGCUGGUCCAACUUUUCAAAUAUUAUAAGUUUAG
Messenger RNA from Melanotaenia boesemani (Boeseman's rainbowfish), 1566 nucleotides. RefSeq lists its product as uncharacterized. Gene Ontology annotation, cellular component: membrane. The record is from RefSeq and is a predicted model, not a curated record. The transcript has 6 exons. Gene Ontology annotation, biological process: phospholipid biosynthetic process. Gene Ontology annotation, molecular function: phosphotransferase activity, for other substituted phosphate groups. NCBI's taxonomy places the organism in Eukaryota, Metazoa, Chordata, Actinopteri, Atheriniformes, Melanotaeniidae. The coding region runs from base 179 to 781 and encodes 200 amino acids.